Molecule: messenger RNA, 1960 nt
Organism: Ooceraea biroi (clonal raider ant)
Lineage: Eukaryota; Metazoa; Arthropoda; Insecta; Hymenoptera; Formicidae
Gene: PIG-U
Product: phosphatidylinositol glycan anchor biosynthesis class U
Biological process (GO): attachment of GPI anchor to protein
Cellular component (GO): GPI-anchor transamidase complex; membrane
Source: RefSeq, a predicted model, not a curated record
GUAAGAAAAGCAUUUUUCAGUUUUUUCAGAUAAUUUUGCAAUUAUCGGGUCAGUGAUACAUUCUCUCGGCGGUUCGACGUAAUUACGAUGGCUUCUGAAUUUCGGUGCUCGCGACGCACAUUUUUAUUAAAAAUAAUAAAGGGACAAUUGACAUAAAGUAGACUUUUCAAGUUCGAAAUAUUCAAAACUGAGGUUCCGAGCUUGCAACGGAUUGACAUUUUCCUUGUGAAUGUGCGGAUUUUAUUAUAAAAAUGCCGAAUGCGUUAUCGAGAGAGAGAGAGAGAGAGAUUCCAAACGAGCGAUGAUAACUGAUGAUGUCGGAUGAUGUUGACGGCUUCUCGUCUGCGGCUCGAUAUCCCCGCGCAACUUAUGAUUAAAGUAAACGCAAUUAUCAUGUGAAUGUGAGUGACAAAACUGCAUCGGAAGCACUCGCAAAAGUAUCAGUUUAUCGUUAACGACGUUCCGCGAAGAGAUAUGCUCCAUCGGGGACGGAUGUCACUUCACUGAUAGGUUAUAUCCGCAAGUGGUCAAAUGAAUCGAUCGUAGUACAGGAGGAAAGGCUAAAAGCAAACCAUGUCGAGGAAGUGGUUAUCAAAUUUCACGCUGGCCGGCACCAUCAGGUUGCUGCUGAUGAAUUCCGAAUAUCAGAAAAUCAUUGGCAAUCGCGUCGAGGUAUCGACCGCUUUGAACUCCUGGAAGAGAGUAACCGAGGGCGUCUACCUGCACGAAAUCGGCAUAGAUCCUUAUCAAGGAGACCUGUUUCACGAAACUCCCAUCGGCUUAUACUUCUUCAACUUCGUACAGAAGAAUUUGCCUCGGUGGGCGCUAUUCCUGCUGUUCGUCGUCACUGACUUGGCAACCGCCGUGUGCCUCGCUCUUACCGCAAAGCACUACGCGAUUGAAUUGACAACGAAGAGAAAAAGGGAAAAGAUCCAUAACGAAGGCACGCUCGGUGAUGGUGUUUCUAGCACAUCCGCCCUGUACGUCUGCGCGGGGUAUCUGUUCAAUCCUUUCACAAUACUCAACUGCGUGGGCCUCACCACCACGGUUUUCACCAACUUGCUCUGCUCGAUCGUACUGGUUUCGAUGACCAGACGUUCCACGCUGUGGAGUUGCGCGUCGAUAGCGUUGCUGACGCUGCAAGGCCUUUAUCCCGUGUCGCUCAUGGUACCGGCGACCAUCUACGUCGCCAAUGCGACCAAGGAGAAAAGAACCGGUAUUAUUACAAUGUUAAUAGUAUUCACGGGCAUUUUAGCGAUGCUCUUCGCCAUCUCGUACUGCAUCAUAGGGGGCUGGUCAUUCCUGCGGAGUACCAUCGGUUUCAUCCUCACCGUUCCCGACCUACGUCCGAAUAUCGGGCUGUACUGGUACUUCUUCACGGAGAUGUUCGAACAUUUCAGAUGGCUUUUCAUCGCGUCUUUUCAGAUAAACGUUAGCUUACUGUACAUAGUCCCCCUAGCGCUUAGAUUACGACGCGACCCGAUGCUGCUAGCGUUCUCCUACCUGGCGAUAGCUGCGAUAUUCAAGUCCUACCCGUGCAUCGGGGACGUUGGCUUUUAUAUAUCAUUACUGCCACUCUGGAAGCACUUGUUCCAACAUAUGCAACAGGGAUUUAUCGUAGGAUGUUUUGUACUGUUUUGUACCGUCUUCGCUCCGACUGUGUGGCAUCAGUGGAUCUACUCCAGAUCGGCGAACGCCAAUUUUUAUUUCGGCGUGUCGCUGGCCUUCGCCAUUGCGCAGAUCUUCCUCCUCACCGACAUCCUGUUCGCCAGCGUGAAACACGAGUUCGCGGUUCAACACGGUAUCAAUAAGAAAGUUAACGGAAACGAGGCGAAGCUGCUGCUCGAAUAAUAGGCUUUUCUAGAUCAAAACGUGUAACGCAUAUUUGUUGAUGAACAAUGAGAAAUAAUGUGUGUCUCUUGAUCAUUUGCUUCGUAAAAAUAAAUAGUUUUCUACAAAA